AUGAACAUAAUUGACCGGUGCUGGCGGCGCCAUCCAAACUGGUCCUCCAACCGACAGCGGCUCGCCAAGUGCUCGGUGGGGUUCGCCGGCAAGAUGCUGCGGAACAGGGGCCGUGAAUUGACAUGGUACACCGUCACCGACCCGGGCGAUGACCCUCCAAACCCUCGACCUGGCACCUUGCGAUAUGGCGCCACGAUGCUUCGAGGCAAAGUAUGGAUCACCUUCCAGAGAGACAUGCAAAUCAAGCUCCUGCAACCGCUCAUUGUCAAGAGCUCGACCACCAUCGAUGGGCGUGGUGCCGACGUCCACAUUGCGCAUGGUGCUGGCUUCUUGAUUUAUAAGGUGAAAAAUGUGAUUAUUCAUGGGCUCCAAUUUCACCACAUACACCCACAACCAGCUUGCUUAACAAGAGAUCCAGAAGGUAGUCUGGUUAACUUGGGAGCAGAUGGAGACGCCAUUCGGAUCGCAGCCUCGAGGAAGAUCUGGAUCGAUCACAACUCAGUCUAUGAGUGCCAGGAUGGGCUCAUGGACGUGACACUGGGUUCGACGGCGAUCACCAUCUCGAACAACUGGUUCCGGGACCAUGACAAGGUGAUGCUACUAGGCCAUGAUGAUGGCUUCUCAUUGGACAAGAACAUGAAGGUGACCGUUGCGUUCAACCGCUUUGGUCCCAACUGCAACCAACGCAUGCCGAGGAUAAGACAUGGAUAUGCUCAUGUGGUGAACAACGUGUAUGAUGGAUGGGGAGAGUACGCCAUUGGUGGAAGCAUGAAUGCUAGUGUACUAAGCGAAGGGAAUUUAUUCAUAGCAUCAGAGAAGAAGAAGGUGAGCCAGUGCAAUCUUAGAACACUUUCUUGGAGAUUUAUGUUUUUAGUUGGUUGUGUUGAUGGGAAUGGACAUGGGAUAUUUCAGGCGACAUUGAGAAUGCCUGGUAAAGGAGCAAAUGCAUGGAAUUGGAGGUCGGAGAAUGAUGGCUUCAACAAUGGAGCUUUCUUUAAGGAAGUUGGGGUGGUGAAGGCUCGGCCGGGGUACAGGAAGCACCGGAGUGUUCCGGUUGGGAACGUUGGGGAAGUGAGGUCUUUGACGAGGUAUGCAGGUGCUCUCCAUUGCUUGGUAGGGUCUUUGUGCUGAUGAUGGAAGCCAUGAAGGGAAGUGGACGAAUUUGGCUGCAGCAGCUGUUGUUAUACAUGAUAAUUGCCGUUGCCUCUUGUGUCUAUGAGUGGAUUAGAUGUCAAAUAAAAUGUAAUCUAGAUAUAUAUAU
Molecule: messenger RNA, 1261 nt
Organism: Elaeis guineensis (African oil palm)
Lineage: Eukaryota; Viridiplantae; Streptophyta; Magnoliopsida; Arecales; Arecaceae
Source: RefSeq, a predicted model, not a curated record